CCUCAGAUCGCGUGUAGCGCCGGUUAUUGACAUGUCUUCUGAAGAUCAAUCCCGUGAGAUUUCCGGAGCUGAAGGAGAGAUGCAGACCGGCCUCAGUGUGGAGGAGGACGGAGAGAAACCGAACAUCCUCCCGUUCAGCGUUGAAGCUCUGAUGUCAGACCGGAGACCGAGCAGCUGUACCGCCGGGACAUCACACACUCCAGACCGGCCCGGGGUUCGGUUGACUUUAGGAUCCUCAUUUUCGGUGGAUGUUGUAAAACUGCACGAGGACGCGCCGGUAAAGGCGGAGAGCCCAGAGCUCGUGGACCGGAGCGCAUGGAUCCAAAAUCCCCGUUUCUCUCCCAGGCGACUCAGUCCUCCCGCGUGCCCUCUGAGGAAACACAAAACCAACCGAAAGCCUCGGACCCCGUUCAGCACGUGCCAGCUGCUGGCGCUCGAGAGGAAGUUCCGUCACAAACAGUACCUGUCCAUCGCCGAACGGGCCGAGUUCUCCAGCUCGCUCCACCUGACGGAGACUCAGGUGAAGAUCUGGUUCCAGAACCGACGAGCCAAAGCGAAAAGACUCCAGGAGGCCGAACUCGAGAAACUAAAAAUGGCCACCAAACCGAUGCUGCCUCCGGCCUUCGGGAUAUCCUUUCCCGUCGGUGCUCACGUGCCCGCCGCAUAUACCGGAUCACAUGAGUUUCACAGACACUCCGUGAGUCCGGUGGGACUGUACACACACAUGGGAUAUAGCAUGUAUCAUUUCGCUUGAGAUGAUUGUGUUUGUAAUGAACGCGUCACGGGUCCGGUGGAAUCCGUCGGUAUCUCACGUGCAUUCGGAGCGUUAAUUAAACUAUAGCAUUUAAAACAAACGAUUCCCUUCGAAAGGAUCAUCUGAACUGUAACAUAUUGUACA
This is a messenger RNA of Xyrauchen texanus (razorback sucker), 898 nucleotides long. RefSeq names its product muscle segment homeobox 1a (gene msx1a). The coding region runs from base 32 to 754 and encodes 240 amino acids. Gene Ontology annotation, biological process: embryonic morphogenesis; regulation of transcription by RNA polymerase II. The record is from RefSeq and is a predicted model, not a curated record. Gene Ontology annotation, molecular function: DNA-binding transcription factor activity, RNA polymerase II-specific; RNA polymerase II transcription regulatory region sequence-specific DNA binding. Gene Ontology annotation, cellular component: nucleus. The transcript has 2 exons. Lineage: Eukaryota; Metazoa; Chordata; Actinopteri; Cypriniformes; Catostomidae.